This is a messenger RNA of Triticum aestivum (bread wheat), 921 nucleotides long. RefSeq names its product protein BOBBER 1. The record is from RefSeq and is a predicted model, not a curated record. Gene Ontology annotation, biological process: protein folding. The transcript has a single exon. Bases 82 to 726 code for a protein of 214 amino acids. Lineage: Eukaryota; Viridiplantae; Streptophyta; Magnoliopsida; Poales; Poaceae. Gene Ontology annotation, cellular component: cytoplasm.
UCGAAACCCCACACCGACCCGAGACCUCGACGCUAGAAGCCGACCGAAACCCUAGAUCAGAUCAGAGCCGGAGCGGCGGCCAUGGCGAUCAUCUCCGAGGACAUCAUGCAGGAGGACGAGACCUCACCGCAGCAGCAACAGGUGGCGGCCGCCAAGAAGGAUACCAGCAGCACGGAGGUGGAGAAGAAGGAGGAGGAGAGCAAGGGGAGGCAGCCAAACUCCGGCAACGGCCUCGACCUGGACAACUACUCGUGGGCGCAGCAGCUGCCGGAGGUGAACCUCACCGUCCCCGUCCCCGAAGGGACCAAGGGCAGGUCCGUCGUCUGCGAGAUCAAGAAGGACCACCUCAAGGUCGGGCUCAAGGGCCAGCCUCCCAUCAUCGACGGCGAGCUCCACAAGCCCGUCAAGGUCGAGGACUGCUUCUGGAGCAUCGAGGACGGGAGUUCGCUGUCCAUACUGCUCACCAAGCGCAACCGGAGCGAGUGGUGGAAGUCCGUGAUCAAGGGCGAUCCCGAGAUCGACACCCAGCGCGCCGAGCCGGAGAGCAGCAAGCUCUCGGAUCUGGACCCCGAGACGAGGCAGACCGUGGAGAAGAUGAUGUUCGACCAGCGGCAGAAGCAGAUGGGCUUGCCAACCAGUGAGGAGAUGCAGAACCAGGACAUGCUCAAGAAACUCAAGUCCCAGUACCCCGACAUGGACUUCUCCGGGAUGAAGAUGCCUUCUUAGAUUGUCUGUUCGAGGAUCCAAGGCGAUGAAUUUAUAAGAUUUUAGAUGGAGAAAAUUGCUUUUACUACCUUAAUUAGUACUCGUACUUUGCUAUUUUCGGUGUCUUGUGGUUUAGUGUUUGUUUAUUUAUGUCUAUUAUUGUGACGGUCACAGUAUGCGCGAUGCUUCCGAAAUAUAAGUGAACAAUGUUUUUAA